AUGUCAAGCGGAGAGGAAUCGGUCAUUGACCGCCAACUAAUGGAUUUGGACGAAUCGAUGAGGUGAGUCUAAAAUAUGCUACGCGGCCAUGUCGGAAAUAUUUUUGCGUGUUUGGGAAGCGAUGUAAUUUUAGUCGAUAUCUUCAUAUAUUGUCUUUGAAAUAUUGCUUAUCAUAUCAAGAAAUUGUUCAGAGAUGUAUUGAGCACUUUUCUUGGGUAAAAACGGUUGUGUUAUGACCAAGAAAAAGAAAAUCUUGCAAGCGCUGCAGAGCUCUCGGAUUACCGAGCGUCUAAUUAUGUGACGCUUGGCCUAAAAAUUUAAAUACCCCGAUUGAGCGCUUUGUAUACAGUUGUGUAUUCCCAGAGAAUGUCUUGUAUAUAUAAUGAGAACAUAUUUGGAGUACUAGAAGUACUAUUUCACGACUGAGAGACGGAGCUCUUAUGCUGAAUUCGAUGUUGUGAAGAAACUAUUUGUCAGCUAGUUAUUUGAUAUCAUUGUAUUGUUUACUGCACGAGAUACUUAUAUUCACCACAUGAAACGGCUUGAGAGGGCAUGAAGCAAUUAGAAAUAAGAUAAGUUUUUACACUAAAUAGUAUAGGUAUACUUGUAAAUAUAUAAUGUAAUUUACCUAUGGUGUGAAUUUAUAUAUUUUUAUUACAUUGAAAUACAUUGAAAAUAUACCUAAAGAGAAAAAUAGUAUGUACAGUUGUGUUUAUGAGGGUAUGAGGAAAUAACUUGUAAUCUUAUUUUUUGUUAUCAGGGCUAUCAUUUGUUUUUUGAUAAUUUUUAUUCAUUAUUUGUUAUUUUCAGAGAUUUAUUUGAUGUCGGUGUGCUGGCCACUUGGGCCAUAUCCGGAGAACCGCGACAAUUCCCUGUGAGCAUGAAGAAUGGACAGCAGUGGGCAAAGAAACAGAAAAGGGGAA
Paramuricea clavata is the source of this 923-nucleotide messenger RNA. The record is from the annotation of a GenBank genome assembly. NCBI's taxonomy places the organism in Eukaryota, Metazoa, Cnidaria, Anthozoa, Malacalcyonacea, Plexauridae.